AUGAUGAUGCACGCGAUGAGUGAACAUGCUGGAGGUGUUGGAGGCCUUGGUGUAGGUGUGUUACCUUUUGACGGAAUGGGUUUAUAUGAACAACCGCGUCCAAAAUUUGUUUUUAAGAUGCCAAGAGUUGUACCUGACCAAAAGGCUAAAUUUGAAAGCGAUGAGUUGUUCAGACGACUAAGCCGUGAAUGCGAGAUAAGAUAUACAGGAUUUAGAGACAGACCUCUCGAGGAACGUCAAGGCCGCUUUCAAAAUGGGUGUCGAGAGGGUCAUACAGAAAUUGCGUUUGCUGCGAUGGGAACAAAUCUUCAACUGACCUUCGGCCCUUCCACAGGAAAUUAUUCUAACGAACCGAGUACAUGUGAUUUCGACAAGGAACACGGAAAGGUUCAUUUGAAAUCACAUUUGAUAAUGAACGGUGUAUGCGUAAAGUGGCGAGGUUGGAUCGAUUUAGAGCGUCUUGAUGGAGUUGGAUGUUUGGAAUUUGAUGAAGAAGCGGCAGCUAGAGAGGAUGCUCAAUUGCGCAAUCAACUGAACCGUUACAAUGAACGCCUACGUCAGUUUGAUGAGAAACAACGGGCAUACAGAAACGCGGCAGCACAACAACCGCACCAUAAUCAUCAUCUUGGCCAUCAUCAUCAUCACCACCAUCAUCUGGGUCAUCAUGUUUCGGGAACUAGUGGAGUAACAACACCAGCGGACAAAUUUUAUUAGAAGUUAUUAGAUUAAUACCAUUAG
Cotesia congregata is the source of this 738-nucleotide messenger RNA. NCBI's taxonomy places the organism in Eukaryota, Metazoa, Arthropoda, Insecta, Hymenoptera, Braconidae. The record is from the annotation of a GenBank genome assembly.